Molecule: messenger RNA, 956 nt
Organism: Pelmatolapia mariae (spotted tilapia)
Lineage: Eukaryota; Metazoa; Chordata; Actinopteri; Cichliformes; Cichlidae
Gene: lyve1a
Product: lymphatic vessel endothelial hyaluronic receptor 1a
Exons: 6
Coding region: 34-843 (269 amino acids)
Biological process (GO): cell adhesion
Cellular component (GO): plasma membrane
Molecular function (GO): hyaluronic acid binding; transmembrane signaling receptor activity
Source: RefSeq, a predicted model, not a curated record
CCCGGCAUUCAUCUGUCUUUACUCUGACCAGUCAUGAACAUCAUCUGGCUUUGCCUCCCAGCAGCGCUGCUCGUUACUUCAGCCUUGUCUGUUCAAAUGACUGACAUAAGUAACCUCAGAGUUUUCCCAGGAUUCAAUCAAAGUAUUGCAGGAGUAAUGCUGGUCACCUCUUUAAAUGAGCUCAACCAGCCUGAGUAUGCUUUCAAUGCCAGUGAAGCUCGCAGGCUCUGCUGGUCCCUUGGACUGAACAUUGCUUCAAAAGCACAAGUACAGAAAGCUCUUUCUAGAGGUUUAGAAACAUGCAGGUUUGGAUGGAUCGAUGAACACUUCGCAGUCAUUCCCCGCAUCCACCCAAUUCCCAGCUGUGGCAAGAAUAAGAGCGGCUUGGUGCCAUGGCGAGCCAGCGUAAAACAAAAGUUUGAUGUGUUUUGCUUCAACGAGACAGAUGCAGCGAUACAACAGAUGGAUGAAGUAACUGACAGUCCUUUGAAGAGCACACAUGACGUGGGUCACACACACCACACCACAACACCACCAUCCACAUCUUCCUCCUCGACUCCUGAAACCCUCGACAGUGAGAUAGAACCAGCCCGCUUUGCCAGCAGCUCACAAAGCUUUACUGCAGGAAAAAUUGUGCUCAUCUUCUGCUCCUGUGCGCUUCUUCUGCUUAUAACAAUCAUCCUGGCAUACCUCAAAUUAAGACAUUGCUCUCAGAAGUCAGACGUGAAAGAGCAGAAAGAGUACAUCCAGACAGAAGAGUGGAUCUGUGUGAAGACCCCUACAGAAACCAAGAAAGCUGCUGAGGAAGAUGAGAGGAUAGAAGUGGGUGACGACGCACAAUAAACGUUAUUCUGAUGAGAAAUUGUUUGUGAUCCUCGAUUUGUGUUAAAUUAAGAGACAGAAUGGCUGUAACAUGAUUUCUUUUCGUAUUCUGUUAAAUGGUGCAUUUUAGCCAC